AUGGAAAAGGCCUGGCUGAAGCCUUACCGAACGGAUAUCAUUCUGUAUACUCCAGACCUGUCAAAUGUUAGCGACAAAGGUUCAAUCGCCACCUCUCUUGCGGUUGUCUUCCAGAAGGUCCCGAAGCAAUCAUCAUUUUCUUCUCUGGGGGAGGAUCACCGGGGGCCAAGGACUAGCAACCCUGGGCGAAGACCAAUGGUUGAACUCGAGCACGCCAUCACUGGUUGUACAGGAAGUCCCAACUCUGCGAAGGGUAUCUUCGAAGAGGAGUUUUCAACAGCUGAAUUACCUCAUGGAGCUUACAAUACCCAUAACUUCUUGUUCUGUCUCACUGGCAACUCUUUGAUCGAGAAGGCCCCUGUAUUGAGUGUUCCUGAUUCUACUCAUGGGUCGAACAUUGAUUGGACCUCGUUAAGAGCUUGGAUUAGAGCCUGCGAAGACGAUCACCCCAUGUGUCGCCCUAAAGGUCGACUGUUCUCUGACAAAGGAGACAUUCCUAUCCGUUGCGUCGACGUCAAGACUUCGACCAUUGUUCACAUCGAUGCUGAUACCAGAUACCUUGCUUUAAGCUACGUUUGGGGAGCGGAACGCCAUGAGAUUAUGGAACAUAUCAAUCACUGCCUUGUUGGGGCGGAAUCCACAAUAAUAAUCGACUCUCUGCCACAGACCGUCAGGGACGCAAUCCGGAUUACAGAACACUUAGGAGAGCGAUAUCUUUGGGUAGACUGCCUAUGCAUCAACCAAGGGGACGCCCGCGAUCUGAGUGAGCAGAUCGGAUUAAUGGAUAGAAUCUAUGAAUACUCAUCGCUUACUCUUGUAACUUCGACCACUACCAAUGUCUAUUCAGAAAUUCCCGGUAUACGCUCGCUGUCAAGGGUAAAAUCCGCAUGUGACGCGAUGAUCGAUGGGCGAUCGGUGAAAGCCAUAUGCGCUGCCAGCGUUGUUGGCGAAUUCUUUGGACCAUGGUCGACAAGGGCCUGGACUUAUCAGGAGUGGCUUCUUUCGAGGCGUUGUCUACUCUUUUCGGAAAACCAGAUACUGUUCCGGUGUCAGUUCACUACUGGGCUGGAAUCCUUUGCUCCUCCAAGAGCUGCCCAGUUUCCUAAUAUCGAUGCGAUGCCCAGAUUUUGGCCCGAUGUGAGGUCGGCUUCGACUACGUUGUCACGUCUAUCGCUCGAUAGGACGUCAUGGAACUUUGAGACAUACGCUGAGCUCGUAAGAGGUUAUACAGAAAGGUCACUUUCUAAGGAUACGGAUGUCCUGCUCGCAUUUUCUGGUCUAAUGAGCAAGCUGGAAUAUUCCAGUGGGAUGCCUUUCAUCGAGGGAAUGCCGACGAGGGACUUACUGAACGCCCUCCUUUGGACAGUGGACGACAACGCUGUGUCGCGUCUAAAGGAAUGGGUUCGCAGGCAGCGACUACCUUCGUGGUCCUGGGACGGCUGGACUUGUUCAGUAAAAUAUCCUUGUUGGCAAAUACUUCCCUCAUCUGAUAUCGCCCAGGACUUUGCUCGUCGUUAUGAGGAGAUUCAUAGGACUAGACCCAUCGAGUCCAAACGAGCAAGAAAAUGGGCACAUCGGAGACGACACACUCCGAUUCCUGUCAUUGUUUCUUUGCUCACAGGUUAUGUGGACACUCACCGCCACUUGCCUUACAGAGCUUACAGUUUAAAAAGUGCCCACUUGUCUUUGCCCACGUCAAUCAAGAAUCGUGGGGCUUCAUGUCUUUGUGUGAGCUCGGAGACAAGGUCACUCCUGAUUGAGGUUAGCUCAAGCAGGGACAAAUACAAACAACUCAUACGGACAGUCAAGAUCCUCCACCCACUCAGCAAGGAUAUCAUCGACGGUGAGCAUGUUUUAAAGUCACUGAUCAAAUUGGGAAAGCGUGAUGGGAGCCUCCGCGACUUCCCUACCUCCUCUGGCAUCUUUAAAGAAGAUGGUUCCAUACAUCGUGAUGCUGUACUACUACAAGCGUGGAAAAUCGAAGGCGAUGAUGGGGAGUGGUACGACAGGGUCAUCGCUAUGAUUAUAGACCGCUUGGAAGACGGCGCUGUGGAGCGAAUCGCAACUACCGCCUUCUGCAGCGAGGACUGGUACUCCCUUCCACUGGUCAACGAAGUCGAAGAACUCGAGCUGGUAUGA
Molecule: messenger RNA, 2139 nt
Organism: Endocarpon pusillum Z07020
Lineage: Eukaryota; Fungi; Ascomycota; Eurotiomycetes; Verrucariales; Verrucariaceae
Exons: 1
Coding region: 1-2139 (712 amino acids)
Source: RefSeq, a predicted model, not a curated record